GGGAUGCUGAGCUUAAAGCUACCUCGUCUGUUCAGCAUCAAUCAAGUGCCUAAAGUUUUCCAUGAAGACAGCAUCAUCUUCGGCUACAGGCACCCCCGGAGCUCGGCCGCCGACUGUGUUCUCAGCCUCUUCCAGAUGACCAACGAGACCGUCAACAUCUGGACUCACUUCCUGCCCACGUGGUACUUCCUGUGGAACCUGCUGGCACUGUCCUACACCCUGGAUUUCUGGAACGAAUCCUACACAUGGCCGCUGCUGGUCUUCAUGCUCUCCAGCUGUAUCUACCCCUUCACCUCCAGCUGUGCUCACACCUUCAGCUCCAUGUCCACCCGCGCUCGGCACAUCUGCUUCUUCUUUGACUAUGGGGCUCUCAGCAUCUACAGUCUGGGUUCCGCCAUUGUCUAUGGAGCCUACGUGAUGCCCGAGAAAUGGAUUGACGGCAGUUUCCAUGGUUACUUUGUCCCCAUGGCCGUCUUCAACACCGUGGUGAGCACUGCUCUCUCCUGCUACUCCAGACUGGGCUUCCCUUUCGUUCGCUAUAACCACGAGGUUAUGGAAAGGUUCCCUGAACUGGAUCAACCCAAGCUGUGCAAACUGCUGCGAGUGCUGGCCUUCGCUUAUCCCUACUUGUUCGACAACAUUCCUCUCUUUUACAGGCUGUUCCUUUGCUCGGGUUCUGGCUGUACUCACAAUGAAACCCUCUCACUUCACUACCAGCACGUCACCCUUGCGUUCCUCACCAGCUUCCUCUACGCAACACACUUACCUGAGCGCCUGGCUCCAGGAUGCUUCGACUACAUCGGUCACAGCCACCAGCUGUUCCACAUAUGCGCCAUCAUCGGCACCUAUUUCCAGAUGGAGGCUAUCCUGGCCGACAUGAGGUCCCGGCACGCCUGGCUCACGGCUCAGGCGACGCUGCCCUCCUUCAUGGGGACGCUGGGGGCGGUGAGCAUGGCUCUGUCCAUCAACCUCAUCAUCAUUGCCCUCUUCUCCCUGGCUCUGUACUGGCCUAACCACUCCCCAAAGAUGAAGAGACAACAGGCAUUCGAACGGGAGAAUCAAGACUGAUUUGGGCGAUGGACGCCCACCAAGCCAACCACACCACCUCUCCCCACCAGGCAACCCGAUUUCUGAAGACACACAGCACCUUCCAUUUGAAGGGUAAUUAAUGAAUGAAUUAGUUAAUGACUGGAAAAAGGUUCCUGGUUGAGGCCAGGACACUGGAACCCUUCUAGGAAAGGGAUCAAUGCCUCAAUGAGACUACGGUUGGGCAGGUGUGGAUGGAUCAGAUCAAAUAAGCCAACGGGUCCUUUUCACAAGAACUUUUCUUUCUUGCAAUGAAUGUAUCUCCCAAAUUGAAAGCUCUGUCCCUUUCCGGGGUGUAUGGCAAGUCCAUGCAUUGGGCAGUGAAGCAGCUUAGGCUCCAAUUCAUUGAGGUGCGGUGUCGUAUUGGCCUCAUAAAGGGGUAGUGCGCCUUUUUUAUUUAAGUGUGGUUAUAUCUGUGCCAUUGGGGGUGAGCUGAAGGUUACUUCCAGCAGUUAAAGCACUCACCUCUGGUGCUCUGGCACGAGUAUAAUCCAGGCUACAGAGGCUCCGGCCUGCCUGUCCACUACCCAGCUGUUGGGGGUCAGUGGAGUAGGUGGACCCGAGUUCCAUGAGGCCCAAAUGGAGAGCAGGGCGGAAGGCAGGGGAGAUGUUCUGGUUGGGGGUGGGUCAGUGAGCAUCUGGGUCUGAGACAAACUGGGCCCAUUACCUGGUUAGUCCAGUCACAACCCAUCCACACUGACCCUCGCUGUUGGCCUCUCAACUGAAAGGUAACG
Molecule: messenger RNA, 1820 nt
Organism: Callorhinchus milii (elephant shark)
Lineage: Eukaryota; Metazoa; Chordata; Chondrichthyes; Chimaeriformes; Callorhinchidae
Product: membrane progestin receptor gamma-B
Exons: 8
Coding region: 4-1068 (354 amino acids)
Cellular component (GO): membrane
Molecular function (GO): signaling receptor activity
Source: RefSeq, a predicted model, not a curated record